Messenger RNA from Oncorhynchus keta (chum salmon), 3599 nucleotides. RefSeq names its product eukaryotic translation initiation factor 2-alpha kinase 3. NCBI's taxonomy places the organism in Eukaryota, Metazoa, Chordata, Actinopteri, Salmoniformes, Salmonidae. Gene Ontology annotation, molecular function: RNA binding; double-stranded RNA adenosine deaminase activity; ATP binding. The transcript has 13 exons. Gene Ontology annotation, biological process: protein phosphorylation. Bases 438 to 2375 code for a protein of 645 amino acids. The record is from RefSeq and is a predicted model, not a curated record.
UGUUAAUUAACCUCGGACCUUAUUUUCGGCGUUUAUUCCUAAACCCUAUUCUCUCCACAUUCAUUUCCGCCAUAAGGAUGGCUGAACGAAUCAGACGUAACUCAUUUCCGGGUUGUAGAACUACAAAAGCAGGGUAAUGGCUAGAAAGGCUCCAGCUUUUGUCAGAAGUGACUUUUCGAAAGCAGGUUUAGGAGAAUUUACGCAGCAGGUUAGGAGAAUAAACGCGACAGGCUAUGGGAAUUAGGUUAAGGUUAGGAAAAGGGUUAGCUGAAAUGCAAAAAAACUAUCUGCCUUUGACCUAAAUUGGACAAAAACUGGAUCCAUCUAGACAAGACCGAAAAUAAAAUAUUCGGCAAGUCAUUUUAUCUCAUCUGGAAGAUGACCAUGUCGCGGUUGGAUACUGUAGCCAGCUGUGGGCUAGUGAUCCUACAGUAACUAUGUCCUGCGACAACCAGCAAGGAGACCAGUCGGCCUUGAAGGAGAGAAUAUGUACCUUUUUAAAGGUGAAGAAACAAGGAUCCACUGCCCUCCAGAUAGCUAAGGCUGUUGGACUAAUGAAAGCCAAGGAUGUAAACAGUGUCCUGUACACUUUAAACAAAGCUGGACGUCUUUAUGUAACACCAGACAAACCACCAGUCUGGUCUGUGGAGAAACCAGGGGCGGCGUCAGUCUCUGUGAGUGUUCCAGAGUCAGAUCGAGUGCCUAGUCCUUCUGAGACCCCUGGCAUCACAGUGGAGGAACUGAGGAGGGUGCUGAUGUCAAAGAGUGAUGGAAGAGGGAUGAGUGCGCCACAAAUUGCCAGAGAAUUGGGCCAAUCACAAAAAUUAGUGACUAUGUCCUGCGACAACCGGCAAGGAGACCAGUUGGCCUUUAAGGAGAGAAUAUGUGACUUUUUAGAGGUGAAGAAACAAGGAUCCACUGCCCUCCAGAUAGCUAAGGCUGUUGGACUGAACAAGGCCAAGGAUGUAAACAGUGUCCUGUACGCUUUAAACAAAGCUGGACUUCUUUAUGCAACACCAGACAAACCACCAGUCUGGUCUGUGGAGAAACCAGGGGCGGCGUCAGUCUCUGUGAUUGUUCCAGAGUCAGAUCGGGUGCCUAGCCCUUCUGAGACCCCUGGCAUCACAGAGGAAGAACUGAGGAGGGUGCUGACGUCAAAGAGUGAUGGAAGAGGAAUGAGUGCGCAAGAAAUUGCCAGAGAAUUGGGCCAAACACGAAAAUUUGUGAAUAAGCAUCUUUAUGACCUGCAAAGUAGCGGCAAGGCAGAAAAGUUGGGAGAGAAAGUGUGGAAAAUGAAGGAUGAAGCAAGCUGUGGAGUAGAGCUUAUUAAAUACCAGAGUUAUGAUCAAGAUAUUUCCAUCAGACUGACUGAACGCUCCAGGUUUUCCAAAGAUUUCAAAUUAUUGAGUGUUCUGGGUGCAGGAGGCUUUGGGUGUGUCACUAAAGCCCAACACAAAUUGGAUGGGAAAACGUACGCUGUGAAGAUUGUAAAGAAUAUGGGAGAAGCAAAUCGUGAAGUGAAAGCACUGGCUACCUUGGAACAUUCUAACAUUGUUCGCUACUAUACGACUUGGCCUGAGGAUGCCAAUUGGGUCGAUGGGGGCUACAGCACAGAGUCGUCGGUCCAGUCUAAAAUCUCAGAAGACUCUGACAAUUAUUCAGACCAGGGAGAUGGAUCUACACAUGUAACAAAGCAAUCAGAUUUAGACCUUUCUGAAACAGCCAGCGAAGACCAAGCAAACCACUCAAUGACCGAUUCCAGCUCAAGAAAUGGAGACUGGCCUUGUUUGUUCAUUCAGAUGGAGUUCUGUGAGGAAGGGACGCUGAAGGACUGGAUUAGCAAAAAUAAUGUUAGAACGAAGGACAAGGCACAUGGAAUAUUUCAGCAAAUAGUUUGUGGAGUGGAAUACAUCCACUCUGAAGGACUUAUUCACAGAGACUUAAAGCCAGAGAACAUAUUGUUUGGAAGUGAUGGCAUGGUGAAGAUUGGAGACUUUGGUCUUGUGACCACGAUCACCACUCCGAGUGGAGCAUCAGUGUACAGGACUGUCAACAAAGGAACACCAAUUUACAUGAGCCCUGAGCAGACUGGGGGGAAAUAUGAUGAGAAAACGGAUAUAUUCUCUCUGGGACUGAUAUGGUUUGAACUCCUGUGGCACAUGUCCACUGUCUCAGAGAAGAUCAUGGUGUUCCAGAGCCUGCAGACAAGGACAUUUCCUUCUGACUUCCGUGAGAAGUUUAUCUUAGAGCAUAAACUCAUCAGUAAAAUGCUCUCGGAGACGCCAGCAAACCGACAAAACGCAGAAGAGAUUGCUGCGAUCCUGAAAAGAAACCUGCUCGGAAACCAAACUGGAUUACAACAGAGAACUGCAUGAAAUGUUGCAGGGUAGUGGCUUGAAAUGCUUUGGGGAAAACGGUGUUGUCAGCAUAGAACACCUGCAUUGCUUGCUGUUUAGGGUUUUAGGCUGGGUUUCUGUACAGCACUUUGAGAUAUCAGCUGAUGUACGAAGGGCUGUAUAAAUACACUUGAUUUGAUAGAAGACACGUUCUCUUCAAGACAGAGCGCAUAGUGAUGAUGUCAUGGCUCAACUGAAGCAGUGAACUGGGAGGGGGAUCGGUAUCAGUACAGUAUCCUACUGUAUUUCUCAGGAACAUUUUGGCACUUAUCUUUUCACCUUUGUUUCUGCUGUAUGGUUUCUCAAAUGUGAUAACUUUUUAAAAGUUACGGAAUAGAGGGUUAAUAUUAUGUGUAGGAAAAGGUCCACCACAUAUUUCUAAUGCAGAACCCAAGGUGUUCUUCUUAGAGGUUUUUAACCUUAAUUUAACCAGGUAAGACCCAUUUUUAAGUAACAAAAACUAUUUUUCAAGGGUGACCUGGCAAGAAGUCAAAACAGGGAAAUAGAAGCCGUGUCCAUAAAACAUGACAGAUAGAUACAGAAUACACACAAGUCACAAGUUAAAGAUUCAAUUGAAAAUCAGAAACAACUGUAUUGGUCACAAACGGUGUUGUCGAUCAGAGUCUUAAAAACAGACAAGGACACCAACUCCCCUAACUUUACAAUCUUCUGAAGCAUGUUCCAGGAUGAAGGGGAAUUGUGAGGACAAAAUAUGUUUCCCCAUCUCAGUUCUAGCCCUAGGAACAGUAUGUUUCCCCAUCUCAGUUCUAGCCCUAGGAACAGUAUGUUUCCCCAUCUCAGUUCUAGCCCUAGGAACAGUAUGUUUCCCCAUCUCAGUUCUAGCCCUAGGAACAGACAAGGACAGCAGCGAUUGUGAACGAAGACUGUAUUGAGUGACUGAUCUGGUUAGUAAUCACAACAUGUACGGAGUUGAAAUGAUGUCAAUUUUAUUGUGAUCAUUUCUACUUUUUUUUUAAGGGCACAUUGACAGAAUCAUGGAGUUUGUUUAAAAGUAAAUGAAAACAUUGAAUGUUGUUACAGGGAGAUGGGCACUCAUAUGGUUUCUUCCCAAUGUGGCAAGUCUACGCAACUUGUGCUUUAAAAAAAAUAUAUAUAUAUAUAUAAUUAACGUGAUUUAGAAUUAAAUGUUACAGACGCAUGCAUACUGUAUAAAGAGCUUAUGAAAUAAAUGUCCAACGCCAA